Lactuca saligna is the source of this 897-nucleotide messenger RNA. Lineage: Eukaryota; Viridiplantae; Streptophyta; Magnoliopsida; Asterales; Asteraceae. The record is from the annotation of a GenBank genome assembly.
AUGUCCAUCAACGUCAGCUCAUACGCAGAGAAGCAGGUAUCCAUAGAUCCAAGAUCCAUGAGAGAAACCACCCAAAAAUCAAAGUCAACUCCCAUUAAAGCAUUGCCUUCGUUUCCCACCACGUACAAGUUCCUUAACACCUCCGGAUCCCUCCCGAAUUCACCUCGCAUUGGUGGUUCGUCCAGGAUCAGAGAUGAUACUCGAAAUCAAACACCGGAUCAUAACACUUCCCUAUCUCGCUCUCCUCUCACCAGUCUUUCCAACAAUCGCCUUCAACGAAGCAAAUCUGGUGGCGAACAUAGAUCAUCUGUGCCAUAUAGUGGUUGCGAUCCUUGGGUAUCAGUUAAUACGAGUGGAGAACACAUGUCUUCGACAAAGAAUGGCAAUGGUCAGAAUGGAAAAACCAUCGUGAAAAAGGGUAAAAAACCUAACGACAUGGACUUUAAAUGCGGAGCUCUUUGCUUGUUUUUACCUGGAUUUGGUAAGGGUAAGCCAGUGAGAGCCAGAAGAGUGGAGCCCGAAGGAUCGAGACAAAUGAUCUCACAGAGGAUUUCACUUGAGAAAUUUGAGUGUGGAUCAUGGAGGUCCUCGGCUAUCCAUUGCGAUGAUGAGCAUUCAACUACUCUCUACUUUGAUCUUCCAUUGGAGUUGAUAAGAACAAGCGUAAGUGAUAGUUCUUUGCCCAUGAAUUCAGCUUUUGUGUUCAACAAGGGUGGUGUGAAAGGAGUUCUUAAGACCAAAGCGGGAUCAGUGGAAAGAAAAUCACAGGAGGAUCGCCAUGUUCGCUUUUCAACAUCUUCUCCCACGUCACAACCAACAUCGCCAACGUGCAUCACACCUCGCUUGCGAAAGGCUCGUGAGGAUUUCAAUGCCUUUUUAGAAGCUCAAAGUGCAUAA